GAAUGCAAGUUAAAGAUAAUUAAACUGGUUUUCAUAGCAUAUAUCAAAGUAGUUAAAAUCGUUAAUCUUUACAGCAUCAUUUUGGCAAACGAUGUAUGUGAGUAAAAGAAUGAUUUUAAGCACAGCACAAGGGAGACUAAAUGAGAUGCAUAUUAAUUGCUUUACUUUUCUUGAGCAUAAAUACAUUUCAUAUAAUCAUAAAGAAGAUAUAAAGUUGAUAACAUUUUACUAUUUUACACAUUGUUACUUUUUAUAAGAAGGAAAGAAAAUUAAAUAAUGUAACUGUGUGUGCGUGUGUAUUAAAUGUGGGGUAACACAUAUUCUUAUCGAUUUCAUAUGAUUGUGACUGUAAUUUACAACAACGACCUCCUUAUUCUUAUGAACUAUAAAAAAGUAGCUAUUCAAAGUUAUUAUUUAUUCCCUUUUUUCUUCUUCUUUAUCUUCUUUAUUAUUACUAUUUCUUUUGUAGGUAAGUCAUUAAAUAAUACUAUUUUAUUCUUCUUCUUCUUCCCUGCCCUAGGAGGAAAUUCUUUUUCUCAUGGUUACCACUUAUGUACCGGGCUCUUGAUGAGGAAGACACCCUAUCUUGCCCUCCUUGAAUUAGGAGGACAUUGUAGGGUAUCUUGUUGAUUCAGAGGGCGUUACAUAUUGUGAUCGCUAUGGUUUUUCUAACCUCCUAGUAAAAAUAAAAAAUACAAGAACAAAGAAGGU
Molecule: messenger RNA, 711 nt
Organism: Cokeromyces recurvatus
Lineage: Eukaryota; Fungi; Mucoromycota; Mucoromycetes; Mucorales; Mucoraceae
Exons: 3
Source: RefSeq, a predicted model, not a curated record